GCCAAAUGCACCAUUGAAUCCCUCAGGGAAAAUAAAAAGGAGGGUGGUCAGUAAGGUAGCAUCCUUAGUGUUGCUGGUUUACUUUCGCAUCAAAUCCUCAACACCAAUUCUUCCUCUAAAUCCUCCACUGAUCUUUAAAAGCUGUAAAAAAUGGCUCCAGGAGUGCCUGUAGAUGUAUUUUCGGGCAGUGGCAAGGUCUCUGCAGGGUACUCAAAGGGGGCUUAUGUGACAUUUUUAGCUGGUAAUGGAGAUUAUAUAAAAGGUGUGGUUGGAUUAGCUAAGGGUUUAAGAAAGGUUAGAAGUGCAUACCCUCUUGUUGUUGCAAUCUUAGGUGAUGUUCCUGAAGAGCAUCGUGAAAUCCUGAGGUCUCAAGGUUGUAUAGUACGUGAGAUUGAGCCUAUUUAUCCACCUGAAAACCAAGUUGAAUUUGCCAUGGCUUACUAUGUCAUCAACUACUCCAAGCUCAGGAUCUGGAAUUUUUUGGAGUAUAGCAAGAUGGUUUAUUUGGAUGCUGAUAUCCAAGUGUUUGAAAAUAUAGACCAUCUCUUCGACAUGCCUGAUGGCUACUUAUAUGCCGCCAUGGAUUGCUUCUGUGAGAAAACAUGGAGCCACUCUCGUCAAUAUAAGAUUGGCUAUUGCCAACAGUGCCCAGAUAGGGUUCCAUGGCCUGCAGAUAUGGGUUCUCCUCCUCCUUUAUAUUUCAAUGCUGGCAUGUUCGUUUUCGAGCCUAGCAGAUUGACUUAUGAGAACCUUCUUCGCACUCUUGAGAUCACCCCUCCAACACCCUUUGCUGAGCAAGAUUUCUUGAAUAUGUUUUUCGAGAAGACAUAUAAGCCGCUUCCUCUGGUUUACAACCUGGUGUUAGCCAUGUUAUGGCGCCAUCCUGAGAACAUAGAUGUACAAAAGGUCAAGGUUGCCCAUUAUUGUGCUGCUGGUUCAAAACCAUGGAGGUAUACAGGCAAGGAAGCUAACAUGGAGAGAGAGGAUAUCAAGAUGCUAGUGGCAAAAUGGUGGAAUAUAUACAAUGACGAAUCACUUGAUUUGCAGCCUGCGACUUCAGUAACUACAGCAGAAGAAGAAACCUUCUCAAGAACUUCUAUUAUGGCUUCCAUGCCUGAACCUAUCAUUUCCUACAUCCCUGCACCUUCUGCUGCUUGAAAACUAUAUUGCCUUAAGAGAAUAUUUAUAAAGUUUGGUGUAAUCCUACCCUUUCUACCCUUUUUUGGUAGGCUAAUUGCUUGGCCUCUAUUUGUCGUGUGGCUUAACUUCACACAAAAUACGUAUAAAGUGUGGACAAAAGAAUGUAUAACUUUCACCUGGAUCAUAUAGUUAUUCCACUUUUAUCCUUGGAGAGACUUCAUAAAGUAUAUAAAUACAUAUUUAUCUAUA
Molecule: messenger RNA, 1389 nt
Organism: Ricinus communis (castor bean)
Lineage: Eukaryota; Viridiplantae; Streptophyta; Magnoliopsida; Malpighiales; Euphorbiaceae
Product: galactinol synthase 1
Exons: 4
Coding region: 151-1158 (335 amino acids)
Molecular function (GO): glycosyltransferase activity
Source: RefSeq, a predicted model, not a curated record